UUCACCGGGGCCUGUCAUCUGACUCUUUUCCUGUCGGGAGAGAAAAAACAAAGUUUUUGAAACCCCACCCUCUCCGCUGACUGUGGGCAGACGGAGAAGUGGAGAAGUGGUUCGAGGUCCGGACGAGUUGACCGAGGAAGAGGAAUAUUCCAACAAGUUACGAUGGCGGUGUGGCGCUGUUUGGAUACGGAGCGCACCAACGGGGCCGGCGAGCGGGACGAGGCCACGCGCUGAACUCCAACUCGGGGAACUAACGGGAUUUUGUUUCUACUGCGUGGUUGCUCUCUCUGGAAAGUGAAGCGUGUUGCGGACGGCUCUUCCUGUUCCGAAAGUCGGCGGGUCCCUACGUGUUUGUGUCGCGAUAAAGACCAGCUCGUCGCGCGCUCGUGAUAACUCGCAACUUGUUCGGUAUGGACACUCUCGCUCGGAAGGUUGCGGGAUUUCCUGCGGGAGCGCCGCACAGUUGCGGCCAGUCUCGGUUAUUGGAGAUUUCUGUUUGCUAAUGCGAACUGGAACUUGUCGUAAAACACUGGUUGGCUGUACUGAAUGCUCCUUUUCCUGCUAUUCUUCUCCGCUUCGCAGCGCUUCCUGCUUGUGGUGGCCGCUGCACUUAAUGGCUAAAAAUACAUUAAAACAAACCCAAAUGGACAGCUGAACAGUGGUGGGAACAGCCAUUUAUACUUCAAAGUAUUUUUACAACAAGCUCUGGAUAGUUUAAUUGAUCUUUCUACACUUCAGUCAUUCCACAGCUCAACAGGUGGCCGCUUUGCCUGAGGGGAAGAGGAGAGCUCACUUACCCAUUAGGCCAUUCAGGAGCCUCUUAGAAACAGGCCGGUGAACGUGUAGGGAAAACCACACAUCACUUGAACCGAGAGAAACGCUGACUGGAGACCGUGCUGCGUUUCUGAGCUCGGGACAGAAUCAAUCCAUUAACUGAUCCUGUGUGUUUUUAAGUGGGGUGGCUUUGCGUGUGAUGUCAAGACGAAUGAGAGACUUUCACCAUUCAGUCGUCUCCGAUUCCUCCUCUGUAGCCCGCUUGUUGGUCAAGCUUUUGAACACAUUUCACUGGUCCCUGAUGAACCAACAAGAAAGGGAGCGAGGCGCAAUAAAGUACUCCUUUGUACUUUUAUUUUCAGACCCUUGCGGUGCAAAAUCAGAUCCAGUGUAGACAUCUGCUUGAGGCUCCAUGGAGCCACUGAAGAACAUAUUCAGUCGUGGCUCGCUGUCCAACUGGAAGAAUUUGGAUCAAUCACAAAAAGGGAACUUCACCAACCCUGUGUGGACGGCCUUAUUCGACUAUGAGGCGUCCUGUAAAGAUGAGCUCACCUUGCGUAAAGGUGACCUGGUAGAAGUCCUGUCUCUGGACUCUGAGAUAUCAGGGGACGAGGGCUGGUGGGCGGGGAAGGUCAACAACAAGGUGGGCAUCUUCCCGUCCAACUACGGCUCCUUCAAGCCGAGUGGGUAUGGGAAGCUCCCGAACAGCGCCGUGGUCGGCGAGCUCAGCCCGGCUGUGGUCUGCCAGUUUGAGCCCGACGUGCUGGACUUCCGGGAGCUGAGCCUGGAGGAGGUCAUCGGGGUCGGGGGCUUCGGAAAGGUGUAUCGCGGUACAUGGAGAGGCCUGCUGGUGGCCGUGAAGGCCGCCCGCCAAGACCCGGACGAGGACAUCAGCGUGACGGCGCAGAACGUCCGGCAGGAGGCGCGUUUGUUCGCCAUGCUCACUCACCCCAACAUCAUCGCCCUGAAAGGCGUCUGCCUGCAGGAGCCCAACCUGUGCCUCAUCAUGGAGUACGCCUCAGGUGGGCCGCUGAGCCGGGCGCUGGCAGGGCGCCGCAUUCCGCCGCACGUCCUCGUCAACUGGGCCGUGCAGAUAGCCCGAGGGAUGUUGUACCUGCACAGCGAGGCCAUCGUCCCCGUCAUCCAUCGGGAUCUCAAGUCCAACAACAUCCUUCUGGCUCAGCCCAUCGAGAAUGAAUGUAUGGAGGGCCUGACGUUGAAGAUCACAGACUUCGGCCUGGCGAGGGAGUGGCACAAGACCACCAAGAUGAGCACCGCCGGCACCUACGCCUGGAUGGCCCCCGAGGUCAUCAAGUCCUCCACCUUCUCCAAGGGCAGCGACGUCUGGAGCUACGGUGUUCUGCUGUGGGAGCUGCUAACGGGAGAGGCCCCCUACAAAGGGAUUGAUGGACUUGCCGUCGCCUACGGAGUCGCCGUCAACAAGCUCACCCUGCCCAUCCCCUCCACGUGCCCCGAACCCUUCGCUCAGCUCAUGUCAGAGUGCUGGGACCAGGACCCACACCGCAGACCCAAUUUCAGCUCCAUCCUGGCCCAGCUCACGGCCCUGGAGCAGCAGGUGAAGGAAGAGAUGCCGCAGGAGUCCUUCCACUCCCUGCAGGAGGAUUGGAAACUGGAGAUCCAGGACAUGUUUGAUGAACUCCGGGCUAAAGAGAAGGAGUUGCAUUGCCGCGAGGAGGAACUGAAGCAAGCGGCCGUGGAGCAGAAGUCCCACGAAGAGUUCCUGCGGCAGCGCGAGCAGCAGCUGGCGCAGUGGGAGCAGGACGUGUUCGAGCGCGAGCUCAGCCUCCUCAUCCUCCACCUGAACCAGAACCAGAACCUGGAGAAGCCCAACGUCAAGAAGAGGAAGGGCACCUUCAAGAAGCACAAGCUCAAGUGCAAGAACGGCGAGAAGAUCAGCAUGCCUCAAGAUUUCAUCCACAAGAUUACGGUGCAGGCUUCCCCUGGUCUGGAGAAGAGGCGGAACUCUCCUGAUCUGGGUUCGGGCUCCUCGCCCUCCUUCGGCCCACGUUUCCGUGCGAUCCAACUUAGUCCCAGUGAUAACAGCAGGUCGUUCGGUCUGAGCCCGGUCUGGCCCCUCGAGGCCCCGUCUCAUAAACAAGCCAAUGGAGACCUGAGAUUGGUCCCCCACUGGAGGCCCCAGAGCCCCAAAAGUCCCAAAAGCCCCAAAGUCCUGCGCCUUAGUCCUCAGGAAAGCAGUCUGUCGAUGAGGGCCAAGCUCCUGGAUUCAGACAGCAAUGUGAGGGGGGAAUCCAAGGAUGACUUUGAGGAGUACAGACCCUCUGCGCCAACCCCUCCCCCGGCUCAGAACGGCUCCUCAGCAAAGGACAGCCUGCGGCUUCCGCUACCUCAGCGAGACUCGGCCAGCGAGGAAGGGUGUUCCUCCCCGGCUGGCUCCCCCCGGCCAGAGAGGGGAUCCCACGGUGGCCUUGUUAAGAGCACCCACCAGGCCCUGCUGGGCGGUGGCUCCCUCCUGGCCUCCAUAGUACUGGGUCGCUGCCUGGAUAUUCCCCCAAGGGUGCCUCCUCGAACUAACCUCCCAUCACUAGAGAGCCACACCCCCUCCGAACCAGAGAUCUCUUCCCCUAUGCCCCUCAUUUCAGAUCCCCCAGUGGUGGACGAUCUCAUCACCUUGUCCCCCUCCGAGUUGCUCCCCAGACCGCUUUUGGACUUAGCUCAGCAGUACCAAGAACUGAAGCCCUUGCCCCUGACGCCGCCUCCGCCGAUCCCCCGCGAGAGGAGCAGCCACCGGAUGCCGCACAGUCCGCAUUGCCCCAGGAACCCCCUGCAGCAUGGCAAGACUAGCCCGGGGGAAUGGACUCCCAGUACCUAUGCGACUAACGGGGAGCUGACCUGUGAGACAUGGGAGCACAAAGCUGACAGGAGAAGGAGGUCCAGCCAAGGCCUCCACGCCUCUCAGCUAGUUUUGGACCUGCCCUUGUGCCAAGACACACAGGACUCUAAUGACAAGCCUUCAGUGUCCUUGUCUCUCCACCCUAACCCUGCCCUCUGGAGCCCCAAAACACGCCGCCUGGAGGUCACCGUCAUCCCCCGGCCCCGCCCAUCCCCCAUUCGCCCCCGCAUUGAUCCUUGGAGCUUCAUCUCGGCAGGUGGCGUGAACUCGGGUGGUGGCCGCAGCCCACAUCGCUUGGACAUCAACCCUCUGGGCUACCAACCCUCCCCUACCAACCCUUUCACCAACUGUGACCCCUUCCCCUCACCGGAUUGCGACCCGUUCGCCCUCAAGGCUGACCCCUCGAGCGGCUCCGACACGCCUUCCCCGUUUGACCCCUUCUCGGCACCCUUUCCCACCUCCCGUUCUGCCCCGAGCUCCACUAACAGCUCACCCACGCUGCCCUCAUUACGUAAAGCGCCCCUCAGCCUGGCCGACUCGCCCCUUAUCGACAUGGGCUGGGCAGCCUGCAGCAAGCCCCUGGAUGGCACCAAAGAGAGAGCUCACCCCCGCAAGACACUGGGGCUCAAGCCUUUCAAGUCCCCAACGCAACUCAGAGACGAUAGGUUCUAAACCUGAGCCUAGGGCUGUGGUUUUUAUCAUAGCAACACAGCCCAGGCACCUUUUCACUGCUUAGCGAGGAUUUGGAAUCUUUAAAAAAAAACGCACAGCCAUCACUCAACCCACUAAGGGAAGUUUCCCCAAUGGGAGCCCCAAUCAUUGCAGGUCCUUUAUAUGUGAGCCUCCUGCUUCGGAAACCAGAAAGCCAGUGAAAGGUGGUACAUUGGAUGGUGGGAUAGCUGCCUUUGAACCAAAAGCUGGUGCCCAUUUUAUUCCCCCCUCUAUCUUGGUUUCUCUAUCCUUUUGAAGGUGCAGAACACAGAUCACCAUCUUCGGAUUCUAUCAGACUCCUCAUAUCACCUGCUUUCAUCUCCCCCUGCCUUUGAAGCAUUGUGACAAUGCAGAGGUGGAUAAGGCGACUUGCACAGCUUCAUCUGCCUCUACCUCUCUCCAAACUGAAAGCAUUCAGGACAAUGGGAAAUUGGAGUGCCGUACUUUGUGAAGUGUUUUUAGCAUAUAUCUUUUUCGAGAUUUCUUGAAAGGUUAUUCUGGUGCUUAAAUUUGGCUUAAAUUUGCAAAUCAGCUUAGCAUUGCUGUGGAGAAAAAUGUUGUGUGUGUGCAUGUAUGUCUAGACUCAUUGUUCAAGGAAAGCUUACUGUUUUUUUUAAACAGCAUCUGCCUGUUGCAUUAUGGGAGAAUGCACUGGAUAUUCCAGGCCACUCAUGAAAUCCAAGACAAAUCCAUGACCCAGACAUUCCACUUGGAAGAAGAUAAAAUUCCAAUCACGGUCCCCUUGAAAUGCCAGGGAUUGGACAGAUUCAUUUGGCUGGCGGGCACAGGAAACAGGAUGGGGGUGGGGGGCCCUCUGCAUUCCCUUUUAUAUGCCAAAGAAUGCCACUGUGACAGUGUCAGAACUGGGACAAAGGGUGUUUGCAAAUGCAUUGUUUUUACCAGUGCCAGAUGGGUGCGGUCGGCCACAUUGGAUAGUACAGAGAAAGCUGAGACAAUCACGGAUAGUAUUUAAACAUAACUUUUAAUGUACUUUUCUGUGGUUAUCUUCUUUAAUAUCAUCCAGGUUGUCUUAUCACUACCCGUCUGAUGCUGUAUGGAUGCUUCACUGCAUACUUUAUUUAUUUGUAGGGUCCACUAGAGUAGUAGUAGCCUCGCUAAGCCAGUCAAAUGACACUUCUCUCCUUGAAUUGAUUGGAUGAGUGCUUGCACAGCUGUCAUUGGUUCCCUCUUCCAAUUCUUGAACUAGGGAAACAUUGUGGUUGUACUGGAAAUGUUGUUAAAUUACACCGGAGAUUAUCCACCAAAUGUAGUUUUUGCCACAAAAUGUGAGCCAGAAACAGCUGUGAAUCUUUAAACCCAUACUACACCACCCUUGUAAAAUUCUAAAGGAAUAGUUUGCCAUUUUGGGGAAUACACUUCUUUCUUGUCCAGAGUGAGAUGAAAAGAUUGAUACCUCACUUAUAUCGGUCCGUUCAAUAAGAAUAUGUUAGCUAGCUUAGCAUAAAGACUGGGAUCAAGGGGAACAGUUAGCCUGAUCUAUCUAUAAACCCAAACCAUUUUAACAUUGCUAAAAAUGUCAUUAUACUUCCAGAAUAGAUACAGCAGGGAAGUUCAACAUUGAACAAUAACAUAGAAAGAAAUUUAUUAAUUGUAAAGAAGCUGGAAAAGCUGUUUUUCAACCAACAGCAGCCUCAAAGGACCGGAAGGCACUGGAUCAGCAACUUGCCCUUUCACUCGUGGUUCACAAUCAUUAUCAUCGCCGAUCGUUCUACAUACUAAAUAUUCAGGCACUUUCUCCUGUUUCUUUUUUUAUAUAUAAUGCAGCCAAGUGAGGCAGGUUGAGGGAAAGUGGCUGUAGCAACAAAUGCUUAUCGCAAAAAUAACCCCUGGAAUUGGUUGCACAUCACACAGUAUCCAAUUAUUAUUAUCCAAUAAUUUAGUCAGCUGGUCCUCGAGCAUGUUGUUCCAUAAUUAGUGUAGGUCAAGCUUGUAAGCAACUGAAAGAGACCCACAUACACAUGACUUAGUCGCCCUGUUACCCAUGUCUUUGCCGCAGCAUUACGAGGCACAAAUGCUGUCGCGAUGGGCUUCAUCACUGACACCGUGUCAUUGGAGGACAAUAUCGGCUUUGUUCGGAUGAAGAGUGAAAACCUUGUCUCCAAAGAGGAAGGCUUUGUGAUUAGCCUAAUAAUCCUUCUGACGAACAGAGGAGGCUGAUAGUGAUAAUUACCCUCUUGAUAAGAGCAGGGAGCAUUAACAAAGCGUUCAGAUAUUUGGUUAAUUAAAUCCCCCCCCGACGUUACGUGAAUGCCCCUCGUCCUCCUCGCAAGGUAUUUUCAGUUGCUUCCUGCAUCAGCUUACAUCUCGAUUUUAAGUCGUGCCCUUUUUU
This is a messenger RNA of Cyclopterus lumpus (lumpfish), 6707 nucleotides long. Its product is annotated as mitogen-activated protein kinase kinase kinase 11. Gene Ontology annotation, molecular function: ATP binding; JUN kinase kinase kinase activity; protein binding. The record is from RefSeq and is a predicted model, not a curated record. Gene Ontology annotation, biological process: positive regulation of apoptotic process; microtubule-based process; protein phosphorylation. Lineage: Eukaryota; Metazoa; Chordata; Actinopteri; Perciformes; Cyclopteridae. The coding region runs from base 1187 to 4318 and encodes 1043 amino acids. The transcript is spliced from 10 exons. Gene Ontology annotation, cellular component: centrosome.